Anopheles merus is the source of this 783-nucleotide messenger RNA. RefSeq lists its product as uncharacterized. Lineage: Eukaryota; Metazoa; Arthropoda; Insecta; Diptera; Culicidae. The record is from RefSeq and is a predicted model, not a curated record. Bases 319 to 627 code for a protein of 102 amino acids. The transcript has 4 exons.
GUAUAGGAGGCCUCAACCUACCAACUCUAUUAAGAAGAAGAAGAAGAAAGAAGACAUCUCAUGAUAUGACCUCCUGUUCUAGCUGUUAUAGUAUGAUUCUAAUUUUUUUAGCUUUUUUUCUUCCAUUGUCAGAACCAAUUGCUCAGGAAUAUCAUAUGUUUAGGUUUCCCGUGACGAUAGCCGUUUCAGUGGCCACUUGUUAUCGAUAAAGAAGAAACAACGAGACUAGUUAGAAAGGUGGUGCAACGUAGAUGAGACGGCGGCAGCAGCAUCAUCGUCAUCAUCAUCAUCAUCCCUUGCGAGUUAGCAUAAAUCAAGAUGGCAGGGCCCAUCGACACUAGGAAACGUUCUCGCGAGGAAGAACAGAAUGAAUUUAUGCCCCUGUCGAAACGCAUCAACAAUCUGCAUCUUAACAACAACCAGAACAGUAUUGCGGCAGGCGUCGUACUGCCGGAGCAGAUCGGCGGCGCUGGUGGGCCCCCACGAUCAUCAGCUGCUUGGGGCGGUCGGUUCGUGCGGAAUGAACAUGCACAACAAUCACCAUCAUCAUCAUCAUCCUCAUCACCAUCACCACCUGCAUCCGCAACACCUGAUGGGAGUUAUGGCCGGUGCCAGCUCGAGCAGUAGCAAUAGUAGUAACAGCAAUGGCAGCAGUAACGGAUCGUUUCCGAUUCCGGCCAACAGUGGAAGCAACAGUCCCGCGUCGACCAUUUCAAUUAACGGCGAAAUCCUGGGCGAUUACUGUCCCGUGCUGAGCGCGGAGGAAAUCCACACUACUUUCAC